Messenger RNA from Clonostachys rhizophaga, 2226 nucleotides. The record is from the annotation of a GenBank genome assembly. NCBI's taxonomy places the organism in Eukaryota, Fungi, Ascomycota, Sordariomycetes, Hypocreales, Bionectriaceae.
AUGCCGAAGAGAAAAGUGGCAGCGCUCGAGAAGAUCGAUGCAGACUUCGCGAGCCUACAAUACAAGAUCCGUCGGGAUCCCAAAUCAUACGUUGACGACUUCCGACGCCAAUUCGACCAGUAUGAGUCCCAGCGCGAAAUCUUCCUCGUGUCGCCGGCCGCUGCCUCGUCCGAGCAGGUCGAGUCGUUCCAGAACCUGAUCGACCUGAUCGCCCACGUCGCCGACUGCUACCCCGAAGAGACGGUCAGUUUCCCAGAUGACCUGAAGACGAUUCUGUCGCAGCACCACACGAUCCUGGGGUCGGAACUCAGGGACAAGAUCGUGGGCAGUCUGAUGCUGCUGCGUCGGAAGGAAGUCAUCGACUCCGCCAACGUGCUCACCUGCCUGUUCCCCAUUCUUGUUGCGUCCCCCAGCAAGUCUUUCAGGGCCGUGCUGUUCCAGAAGAUUCUCAGCGACAUGCGAAACUCGAACACCAAAGCCAUCAACCAUCCUCUGAACCGCACGAUCCAGACUGUCCUCUACAAUAUGGUCACAGCGGACCGAUCCUCGCCGAGAGCCAUUUGGGCAAUCAAGCUGACGAGGGAACUGUGGAAGCGUCAAAUAUGGACCGACUCGAAGCCCGUGGACGUCAUGAAGGAGGCCUGCCUAUCGGACAACGAAAAGGUGGCCAUCGGCGCAGUCCGCUUCUUCCUCGGCGGUGACAAGGAGCGUGAGGAACUGGAGGACGAGAGCAGCGACGAGGAAGUGGAUCUCUCCAAGAUCAGGCAUCAGAUCGGCAUCAACAAGAAGACCAAGAAGCAGAAGAAGGCGUAUGAGAAGGCCGUCGACAAGGUCCACCGCGCCGAGAGGAAGAAGAACAAGCCUCACCCUCUCAACUUCUCCGCCUUCCACCUCCUCCACGAUCCCCAGCAGUUCUCGGAGCAGCUCUUCUCGAAGCAUCUGCAAAACACCAAAGCCAAGCUGAGCCUGGACUCAAAACUCCUCAUCCUCCAACUCAUCACCCGACUUGUCGGUCUUCACAAGCUGACCAUCGUUGCGCUCUACUCGUGGUUCAUCAAGUUCCUCACACCGCGCCAGCAGUCCGUCACGUCCUUCCUUGCUUCUCUCGCACAGGGUACACAUAAUCUGGUGCCCCCCGAUGUUCUCGAGCCCUUAUUACAAAAGAUUGCGAAUGAAUUCGUCUCGGAGGCCUCGGCUGCUGAGGUCGCAGCCGCCGGUCUGAACUCAAUCCGUGAGAUUUGCGCCAGACAGCCGCUUGCUAUGACCGACACACUGCUUCAGGAUCUUGUUCAGUACCGGAAGAGCAAGGAUAAGGGUGUCAUGAUGGCCGCCAAGGGUCUUUUGUCGCUCUUCAGAGAAGUCGACCCCGAACUCUUGAAGAAGAAGGACCGAGGCAAGGACGCCACCAUUGGUCUCAGAGCCGGCACGCUGAAGAACAUGAAGUUCGGAGAAGAGGAGUCGGGUGGUAUCGAGGGUCUAGAACUCCUAGCCAAGUGGAAGGAGGAAGAGAAGAAGCGGAAACGUGUUGAACAGGGCCUACCGGAAACGGCAGGAAGCGAUGAGGAGAAUAAGGACGAGGAUGACGGCUUCAAUUCCGACGACUGGGAGGUCGAAUCGGACGACAGCAGCGUUUCGGGUGACUGGAUCAACGUGGACCAUUCUGACGAUGAAGCCCCGGCUCCCAAGAAGCGCAAGAGCGGAGAGGAAUCCUCCGAUGACGAGGAGGAGAAUGAGGAAGAGAGGGCGGCUGAGCUCGAGCGCAUGGCCAAGCUCGCCACAACCACCAUCCUGACACCGGCGGAUCUGGCGAAACUCCAGGAGCUCCGCACUGAGGCAGCUCUCGAGAGGGCCAUGGGUGGAAAGGUCCGCAAGGGUCAAUCCAAUAAUAAUCCUACCUCUCGCCACCUCGACGACGGGGUAACGGCCGAGAACAUCGAGGCCCCGGCCAGACUCCGCAAGCUGACCAAGGAGGAGAAGGUCGCCCUGGCCAAGGAGGGUAAGCCCGAGCGCGAGGAGCACAAGAGCACCCGGGCAAUCAACAGGUCCAAGAAGGACGCGGCCGGCAAGAGUACCAGCAACCGCGAGAAGGCACGGAAGAAGAACUUCUUGAUGACCCUAGGCAAAGCCAAGAGCAAGCAGAAGAGGAGUCUGGUCGAGACGAGAAAGGUGUUGAGGGGCCACAUUGAUAGGAGCACGCGUGGUGGUAAGAGGAGAAACGGAACAUAG